AUGGGUAUUUUUGCUCGCUCGUUGGUGGUCAUAUUCUCAUGUAUUCUACUUUUGAAUGGUUUUAUAGUUGCUGAUCAUCAUGUUAUAGAAGGUGACAAGCAUUUGCUUCAUCGUUUAAUUUUAAACAAGGACCAGGAAGAUGGUCAAGAACAUGAAGUACAUAGAAGGUCUUUAACACUUGGUCUUCUUGGUCUUGCUGCUCUUGGUGGAUUAGCAGCUAGACAUAAUGCUGGUGGUGGUGGUGGAGUAAUUGCACAUGCUACUGCUGAUAGAGCAGCUGCUGUCCAUUCUGCUUUUCAUAAAGUAGCUGCACAAGCUGCUGCUGAUGGAACAGCUGCUGCCCAAUCUGCUUUUCGUAAAGCAGCUUCACAAGUUGCCUCUGAUGUAGUUGCUCGAGUUACUGGAGGCUUAAAAGGUGGCAUUGGUGGAGGUAGUUUAAGAGGUGGAGGAGGAGGCAGUUUAAUAGGUAGAGGUAGAAGCAGUGUUGGAGGUAGUGCUACCGGUUUCCUCGGUGGACGUGGUGCUGCCGUUGGUGGAGGUGGAAGCAGUGUUGGAGGUAGUGCUACCGGUUACCUUAGUGGACGUGGUGCUGCUGUUGGUGGAGGUGGAGGUAGUGUUGGAGGUAGUGCUGGAGGUAGUGUUGGAAGUGGUUUAAGGGGUGGAGGUGGAUAUGGAGGUAAUAUUGGUGGAGUAAGUUUCGGAGGUAGUAAGGUUUUUGGAGGAGGAGGUGGAGCUUAG
This is a messenger RNA of Gossypium raimondii (Peruvian cotton), 738 nucleotides long. RefSeq names its product glycine-rich protein 23-like. NCBI's taxonomy places the organism in Eukaryota, Viridiplantae, Streptophyta, Magnoliopsida, Malvales, Malvaceae. The transcript has a single exon. The record is from RefSeq and is a predicted model, not a curated record. The coding region runs from base 1 to 738 and encodes 245 amino acids.